Molecule: messenger RNA, 197 nt
Organism: Symbiodinium sp. CCMP2456
Lineage: Eukaryota; Dinophyceae; Suessiales; Symbiodiniaceae
Source: the annotation of a GenBank genome assembly
AUGCUGCGGCCCCUUUCACUGCCGGCCUGGUUCGGCUUAGCAGCAGCGGCUGCGGCAGCUGUGCCACGCGUUGCUGUGGUAGGUGCCGGCAUCAACGGUGGGUCCGCCGUCCACUUUCUGCGCGAUCUCCUCGGUGACGGUGUCGACAUCACGGUCUUCGAGGCUAACCGUGAGCCGGGUGGCCGAACGUUGACGAG